Molecule: messenger RNA, 4252 nt
Organism: Mytilus trossulus (common blue mussel)
Lineage: Eukaryota; Metazoa; Mollusca; Bivalvia; Mytilida; Mytilidae
Exons: 16
Coding region: 386-4252 (1288 amino acids)
Biological process (GO): signal transduction
Molecular function (GO): protein binding
Source: RefSeq, a predicted model, not a curated record
AGUUAGCUAAUCUAUAAAUUAAACUUGGAUCAGUUGAUUGGUUUGUGAGACAAUUAAUAUCCUUUAUCAAGUUUACACAGUUUAUUAGUCCUGCUUUUGUCAUUCUUGCAUAUAAACUAUAAUUUAUAAAGUGUGUCUACCCGCAAGUCCACACCAAUAUCAAAUUUCCUGGAUCGAUAAUUUAAAUAAACAUAUAUAGUGCAAUUCAAAGCGUAUCAUUUGUAUGAUGUAUUGAGCAUACUUUUGAAAAAUUAAAUAAAACUAUGGAGUUUAAAUUAUCGACCUUUAGAUGUGCUGUGUUGUGACAAUUUAUUUUGGUGACGGUAAAGAAUAAGACACUCAGGCCGUCAGUAUCUGCAUUAACACACAUACACAUUGAUCCAUUAUGUACGAGAUACAAACCCUUAAUGAAAAGUUACUACUCGCUGUAUGUAAAGGCAAAACAGGCAGUGUGGAAAAACUUUUGGAACAGGGAGCAAAUGUUAAUUUCAGAAACAAGAAAGAUGGGAUGACACCAUUACUCAAGGCAUGCCAAAGACGUAACUAUACCAUGCAGAAGAUACUGCUGUCUAAAGGUGCUAGUCCAAAACUAAAAGACAAGUUGGGUCUAAGUUGCUUACACUACGUGGCAGAAGCUGGAGAUGCAGAGAGUUUAAAAAUGUUAUUAGCCUACCAAGCAUCGAUACAGUCUAAAGAUGUCAAUGACUGUGCACCAUUGCACUAUGCUGCUGAUCGGAACAAACUGACUGCUGUCGAUACUCUUGUAUUUUGUGGUGCUAAUGCUUUCGAGAAAAAUAAGAAAGGGUUUACGCCCUUGAAAUCUGCAAAUAAUCCAGAGGUACGGCAAAUCUUGAAAGAUUCUGAAUAUACACUACUUGGGGUAAAAAAUGGAGAUAUACACAUACAGUGUAUUGAAUUAGAACCUAAUAAGACAUACUGGUUAGAGAAAGCGGAUCUUACAGUACAUACUCCGUCUACAUUCCCAUUAAAAUCACUUAGUUUUAUAUGUCGCCGUGUUCGUCCAGAAUUCUGCCAUCCUAUAUUGAAACCAUAUCAGAAAGAGCUUCUAAUCAGUGAUACAUUUGAGUUCCUUACAUCUGAGACGAGCACAAAAGCUAAAGUUUUACUAGAAGUACCGCUAUAUGAUUUCCCAGAUCCUUUUGAAGAUAUUUUUAUGAAAACUGACACUUGUCCAACGGUAAAAGAAAAUAUGAGACAACAUGAUAUAACACGUUUAAAAGAUGAGAAGACGCCUGGUCGUUUGAAAUGGAUUUGUACUACAGAGGUAGAUAUAACACAUGUCAGAUCUUUCAAUCUGGUAGCCUUCCCUAGAAAGGAGACCUUUCACAUUGGUCGGUCAGGAGCAGAACUAUCAUCGUCUGUGGACAAGUUUAUAAAGAUAUCUAUUCUGGAAAACACGUUCGAUGACCCAAAGGGCUCAGUUUCGCUAGAGGUAAUCCCGACUCCUGUUUACCAUCCUAAGAAUAUCGAUUCCAUAAUAUCUAUUGGACAUUUCUACGAUCUGACCCAUGACAAAAUAGAACAACCUCGCAAGACAGUUAACCUCCGUGUUCCGCUGCCUCAGGACUUUGAGAAUGAUGGCGAUUUGUACCUCCUAGGAGCCGAUGUUGAUCCGGAAUACUUCUUGGACCCAGACUUCGGUGAAAAGCAAGAUAUGGACCAUUGGGAAGUAAUCAGUGUCAAUCCAAAGACCACUAGAGGUUGUGUAAAUAUACCCGUUGAACAUUUUUCUAUAUAUGUAGCUAGUGAAGCAAAGAGGAACAAAUCUAAAGAAGCAGUAAUAAAAGAAACAUCAGAACUGUGUAGGAGGGCAUCGAUGCGGAAAACCUUCACUGUGUUCUUAGUAUUGGUAAAACCAGUAGGUGAAAACGUAUACCACGUUAUUAUUGAAUGUACAACUAAGAGAAGAAAAGAAGACAGAAUGAAUUUCUGGAUAAACAAAAACUACUUAGACCAGAAACCAAGUUUUUCAGGAGAGUUUGAAAGUAUUCCGGGCACCAAAUAUAUGUUAAGACUCAGUGGUAAUGUAAAGACUGUAUCUGGGUUCCCAAAAACAAGACUUGAAUUUCAUCCCAAAAGAGAAAACUGUCAACAAUUCCAAGUGACUAUGUCAGACUAUAAUGCUUUUAACGCGGCCUCGGUUGAUAUUUACGAAGUUAAAGAUAAAGAAGACGGGAAAGAGGAAGAGGAAGGUUUAGUUUCCAUGCCAUUCAGACUGACAGGGACACCAUUUGUUGAAGAUUUAGAACCACUUAACGAUGAAUCCUUUCCAGGUUUCACUACAGAUAGUUUGCUACGACAGCUUUCUAAAAAUCUUGAGAACGAAUGGAUCAAAGUGGCAGUUCUUUUAGGCUUGUCGUUUCGUACUGUGGAGAAUUUCCGAACAAAUAGUAAACUUUCCGAUCCUGACAAAAGAUUCAAGGUGUUACAGCUAUGGAGAGAUACUAGUAAACAUAGAGUAGAUUACGGAGUAGACGACCUUGUCUCGGCCCUACACAGGAUUGACAGAGAAGACCUGGUUCAACAAAUACAAAAAGAACUACAAAUAUGGUUGGACAAGAAUGAAGACCGACAAGAUAGGUUUUAUACAUGGGCGCAAAGUAAACUAACAGGACCAUCACUGCAGCCAUCCGAUGUUGAACAACCAUCGCCAGUCUCCGACCAGAUAUUUGUGUUACUAAUCGAUAAGUUUGGUAAUAAUGGAAGCAUUACACAACUAGGGUUACAGAUGGGAUUGUCAAGACCAGAAAAUGACAAAAUCUUCAACGAUGCUCUUAUAACCAACAGAGAACAUCAACUAUUACGGAUGUUCGUUGCUGCCAGAGAAAAGAUAGGUGAUAUGUUUAAAACAUUUUUACAACUGAUACAGUCAUUUGAGGUCCUUAACAUGAAUGAUACAAUGAAAUGGAUAUUUGAAACUACAGAUCAAUGGAUAACAAGUACUGAAAAGGACAAAAAUCCAGUUCCUUGGAGACAGGAAAUUAUCAAUUAUCUGCAUAAGUCUAGUAGUCAAGACGACCUCGAUAAAGAGGAUGACCACAGUCACGAGAAGGAACAGGGAGAAAAUAGUCAAGCUGGUGAUCAGAGCACAACCGCAGAACUCGAUACCUCUGAAACGAAACACGUGGACAGCGACAACGAAGAAACACACAACGACGAAAACGAUGAUGACAAAGACAGAAAUUUUGUUUCAUUUCUAAAAUCCCAAAGUCUGAAAGGAAAAGAGGAAAAAAGACCGAAUAUGGAACAGAAGACAGAAGAAAGUGAAGAAUUUCAGAAGAAGGAAAAUGUAGCAGAGGAAACGGAUUCAGUUCACGAGGUAAAAGGAAGCAUAGCUUCCAUAUCUAAAUCACAAAAGGAUAAAACGGGAAAGGGGAGUAGAGUUUCUUUGCAAACCCAGGAAGUAAACCGAAGCAGAGGCUCUCUACAGGCGGCAGAUGACGAGGUAAAAGGAAGCUUAUCUUCACUAUCUAAAACGCAAAAAGACAACACGGGAAAAGGAAGUAGGAUUUCUUUACAAACAAAGGAAGUAAAUGAUAUCAGCCGAAGCAAUGGAUCUCUACAGACAUCAGAUCAGGACGUAAAAGGAAGUGUAGCUUCUAUAUCUAGAUCGCAAAAAGAUAAAACGGGAGAGGGAAGUAGAAUUUCCUUGCAAACCCAAUAUGUAAAUGAUCUAGAACGAAGCAGUGGCUCUUUACAGACACCAGAGAAAAAGAUAAAUAAAAGUACUAGUCAAAGUAGUAUUGUAAAUCAAGAUAAAACAGAUAAUUCGAUUGAAGGUGAAAUAACAACAGACAAACAAGGAAAAGAAACGGAAGAAAUUCCUGUAGAUAAAUUAAAAACAACAGAGGAAGCGAAUGAAGAUGAUAAGAGUGAAACUCUGUCUAAUUCCAAAACUAAUAUACCAAAAAUAGUCCAUCCAGAAGAGAGGUAUGCGGCUGAACUAUCCCAUAAAAUCGUCGAUGAAGCUUUGGAGUCUGCAGCACACAUGCAACCGGAUUCAGAAACACAGGACAGCAAUGACAUUCAGCAACUCACAGAAAUGCUAAAGGCAACUUUGAACCCUCCUAGGACUAUCAAAGACGCUUCUUUGUCUAGCAGUCAUGAACAAAUAUCGGAUUCCGAUGAUCAAUAUAUCAAAAAAUCGAAGUCUUCAAAACAAUCUGACAAAACCAGGAAAAGUGAAAAAGAAAACCUGAACGAUGAAUCCAGUGAUAGUUCUGCUGAUUAG